AUGUCGGAUGAAGAGGAAUACUACGAUGACGCCUUCGAGGAAGAAUGGAUUUUCUGGGACGAGGGUGAUCCCACUCUUGCGGAUGAUCUUGCUCAAGGAACUGUCCAUUCGCCCGUUUAUCUUACUGACCAAGCUCUGUACGCUGCGUUGGAAAGCGAAUCGGAUUGGGACUACUUCACCGACGAAUAUUACGAUGACGACCCGUUCCUGCUGAAGAAACAGGACCAGACACCUCUAAACAGCGACGGUGGUAAAUAUUCUGGGAAAAAGAGAAAACGCACAACUCUCAAAGACAACGCGCGACCCGCGAAGAAUAGUCGAAGGCCUUAUCCGGACAUAGAUUCAUUCUGUGGGGUCAUAUGGCGCACCCCAUGUCAUUCGUUGCGUCGAGAAGAGUUAUACGAAGCCGGCAAGGGUGAGACGGUUUCCCUGUUAGGAAAUUGGCGUGAAUUAUUCAAAUACCCAGACCGUAAUAAAUCACCCCCAGCUCUUGACCAUCAUCCUUCCGCCGGCAGGCCCGGGCCCCCGAAGGAGAGACAUCAUCCAGGCAAAGGUAGAAACGCUAUACGGCAAGGACCUAAAACGAACGACUCAGGCCUCUCAUCCCAUGGUGAGGAAGACGUGGAGGAUGGUGUUGAUAUUGAGUAUGGACGUCCAUAUACAUUCCCUGAGAACCCAAAUAGCUCCUUUACGCCUCCACCCUGCCACUUUAACGACACCGAACAAGAAAUCAUCGAGCGCUCCAACACGCAUGGUGACAAAUCCCGCAAACCCAAAUCCCCAUCCAGACAUGUAACACGGAAACCACCGUCCCGCUUGAAGCAAGUGACCACCGCAGAGGAACCCACACCUCCACCCGGCGCCGAAGCUGGCUGCAACGAUCUACCACCGUCUCCCACCGGUUCAUCCUCCCAAAAGACGACCCCCACAAAGCAAAGGAGGGAUUUAUCGCGUCCACUCCCCUCUCAAAGGAUAGAGGUCGUUGUGGGUCCUCCUAAGAGCUCUUGUCUCAGCUUUCCCAUGCUCGCUAACGACUCUGUAUCAAGUGAGGAACAGAGGCAGCCGCCUCUGCGCAAAGGGAGAAAGAGGAAGGCUACUAGCCCUCUACCUGCAGAUGAGGAUGGUGAUCAACAGUGCGAAAUGGGGAUCAAAAAAAGAGGCAGGCCAGCCAAAACAAGAACAGCCAAAACAAGAAAAGUUACUCCACAAGUAGGACCGGAUGACACGGCGACGGCGGCAGCGACGUCAGUUGGCAAAAGAAGGUCAUUACGACAGCGGAAAACGUAAAGCUUGAAGU
Messenger RNA from Coccidioides posadasii C735 delta SOWgp, 1297 nucleotides. RefSeq lists its product as uncharacterized. Lineage: Eukaryota; Fungi; Ascomycota; Eurotiomycetes; Onygenales; Onygenaceae. The record is from RefSeq and is a predicted model, not a curated record.